GACGCAGGGGCGGCGGCGCCAAGGUGACAAGCUGCGCACCUGGAAAGUUACCCGGCUGUCUGGUCCUUGAGCAAAAUGGGAAAUGGUUCAGUGAAACCCAAACAUUCUAAGCAUCCAGAUGGCCACUCCGGGAACCUCACCACCCAUGCGCUGCGGAGCAAGGUGACAGAGCUGGAGAGGGAGCUGAGGAGGAAGGAUGCUGAGAUCCAGGAGCGGGAAUACCAUUUGAAGGAGCUGCGGGAACAGCUGUCGAAGCAGACCGUGGCCAUUGCUGAGCUCACGGAGGAGCUCCAGAGCAAGUGCAUCCAGCUGAACAAGCUUCAGGAUGUGGUGCAUAUGCAGGGAGGGAGCCCGCUUCAGGCCUCUCCAGAUAAAGUGCCUCUUGAGGUCCACCGGAAGGCCUCGGGAUUGGUCUCCCUCCAUAGCAGGAGGGGAGCAAAAGCAGGGGUGUCUGCUGAACCCACCACCCGAACCUAUGACCUCAAUAAACCCCCUGAAUUUUCUUUUGAGAAAGCAAGGGUCAGAAAGGACUCCAGCGAGAAGAAGCUCAUUACAGAUGCCCUUAAUAGAAAUCAGUUUCUGAAGAGACUGGAUCCUCAGCAGAUCAAAGACAUGGUGGAAUGCAUGUAUGGUAGAAACUACCAGCAAGGGAGUUACAUUAUUAAGCAAGGAGAACCAGGAAACCAUAUCUUUGUGCUAGCAGAGGGUCGACUAGAGGUGUUCCAAGGGGAGAGAUUGCUGUCAUCCAUCCCUAUGUGGACCACUUUUGGGGAGCUAGCCAUUUUAUACAACUGUACAAGAACUGCCUCUGUGAAAGCUAUUACCAAUGUUAAAACUUGGGCACUAGAUCGAGAGGUAUUCCAGAAUAUAAUGAGAAGGACAGCUCAAGCUAGAGAUGAACAGUACAGAAACUUCCUCAGAAGUGUAUCCUUGCUGAAGAAUUUACCUGAAGAUAAAUUAACCAAGAUCAUUGACUGCUUGGAAGUGGAAUACUAUGACAAAGGAGAUUACAUUAUUAGAGAGGGCGAGGAAGGAAGUACCUUCUUCAUUUUAGCAAAAGGAAAGGUAAAAGUCACCCAGAGCACAGAGGGCCACGAUCAGCCACAACUGAUAAAAACACUGCAGAAAGGAGAAUACUUUGGAGAAAAAGCUCUUAUCAGUGAGGAUGUCAGAUCAGCUAACAUCAUCGCCGAAGAAAAUGAUGUCGCAUGCCUGGUUAUAGAUCGAGAGACAUUCAACCAAACAGUCGGGACUUUUGAAGAACUCCAAAAAUACCUUGAAGGGUAUGUGGCAAACCUAAACCGUGAUGAUGAGAAAAGACAUGCAAAGAGAUCCAUGUCUAACUGGAAGCUGUCCAAAGCACUCUCUCUGGAGAUGAUUCAGCUGAAGGAGAAGGUGGCCAGAUUUUCCUCAUCAUCCCCAUUCCAGAACCUUGAGAUUAUUGCAACACUGGGCGUUGGUGGGUUCGGAAGAGUUGAGCUUGUUAAAGUGAAAAAUGAGAAUGUGGCUUUUGCUAUGAAGUGUAUAAGGAAGAAGCACAUCGUUGACACUAAGCAACAGGAGCACGUUUACUCAGAAAAGAGGAUUCUAGAAGAGUUGUGUUCUCCCUUCAUCGUGAAAUUAUAUCGUACUUUCAAGGACAAUAAGUAUGUGUACAUGCUUCUGGAGGCCUGCUUAGGUGGGGAGCUAUGGAGUAUAUUAAGGGACAGAGGCAGCUUUGAUGAGCCCACCUCCAAGUUCUGCGUGGCUUGUGUAACAGAAGCAUUUGAUUACCUGCACCGACUAGGUAUUAUCUACAGAGACCUGAAACCAGAAAACUUAAUUCUAGAUGCUGAGGGUUAUCUUAAAUUGGUUGACUUUGGAUUUGCUAAGAAAAUAGGAUCUGGACAGAAAACGUGGACAUUCUGUGGAACGCCAGAGUAUGUAGCUCCUGAAGUCAUUCUCAACAAAGGACAUGACUUCAGUGUGGAUUUUUGGUCCCUGGGAAUUCUAGUGUAUGAGCUCCUCACUGGCAACCCUCCCUUUUCCGGGAUUGACCAAAUGAUGACCUACAAUUUGAUUCUCAAAGGAAUUGAAAAAAUGGAUUUUCCCAGAAAGAUAACAAGAAGGCCUGAGGAUUUGAUUCGCAGGCUUUGCAGGCAAAAUCCAACGGAGAGACUUGGAAAUCUGAAGAAUGGAAUCAAUGACAUUAAGAGACACAGGUGGUUAAAUGGUUUUAAUUGGGAGGGACUGAAAGCGCGGAACCUUCCAUCACCUUUACAAAGAGAGCUCAGUGGACCCACAGACCACAGCUACUUUGACAAGUAUCCCCCUGAAAAGGGUGUGCCUCCAGAUGAACUGUCAGGCUGGGAUAAAGACUUCUGACAGAAGAAAAGAUGAUUACUGGCCGAUACAUACAGAAGAAGAAUUACUUAAUAAAGAUGAAGAAAUGAACCAUCAUAUAAUCCCAAUAAUUCCACUGUUUCCUAGCUGGGUGACCUUGGGAAACUGAGUUCACUACUUUGAGUAGAGCACUAGCUUUCUCACCUGUAGAAGAAGGCAUGGUAAAGUGGUACCUACUUUAGAGGCCUGUUAAAGGCCUUAACAAAGACACCCAAAGAGUACUUUGCUGAUAUCUGUGAAAUAAUCAAUGCUGCAUAGGUGGGAGCUACUGUUACCGUCUCUGGUAGAAUUAAAGGGGACUUAAUAACCAUUUAGUCUUGAACCUAUGUAUCAUUGAUAUCUGUAUGUACAGUUGUUCCAAUUAAAAUCAGUAUUUAUCUUCUUCUUUUAAAUCAUGAAGUAAAGAUGAAGAAUUCUCAC
Molecule: messenger RNA, 2802 nt
Organism: Lynx canadensis (Canada lynx)
Lineage: Eukaryota; Metazoa; Chordata; Mammalia; Carnivora; Felidae
Gene: PRKG2
Product: protein kinase cGMP-dependent 2
Exons: 20
Coding region: 76-2364 (762 amino acids)
Biological process (GO): protein phosphorylation
Molecular function (GO): ATP binding; cGMP-dependent protein kinase activity
Source: RefSeq, a predicted model, not a curated record